AUGUCCCAACCGAAGCCCUUCACUCCAACCCGAUGGCUGUCCAUCCUCCCACUACUCACUCUCCUCUCAAUACCAAUCACAAAAUCCCAAGAAACAGUCUGGGUAACAGUCCUAGCAACAGAGACAACACACGCCACACCAACAGCACCAACAGCAGCCUCCUACACCUCCCUCAGCGAGUUCAAGGAUACAGUGCUGGAAGUGACGAAUGAAUACCGCGCCACGCACGAUGCAAAGCCACUCUCGUGGAAUGAUACUCUAGCUGAGUAUUCGAAGAAAUGGGCGGAUGCUUGUAUAUGGAAGCAUUCGCGUAGUCCCUAUGGCGAGAAUCUAGCCUACGGCUAUGCAAAUGCCUCCGCAGCUGUCAUCGCCUGGGGCGACGAAGGAGCCAUGUAUAACUUUGGUAAACCAACCGGGUUCACAGAGGAAACGGGGCAUUUCACACAGCUUGUGUGGAAGGCGACCACGCAGGUAGGGUGUGCAGCUGUGAACUGUGGGUAUACGCAUGACAAGCGGGAUGUUGAUGUCAACGUCGAUUUUGGCGAUGGAAAUGGCAAUGAGACUGGAGAGUCGGAUGAGGACGGCGUUGUUGGGAUGAGGGUUGCACCUCGUGGAGAAGGAAAGGGAGAUGCGCGCGCUCAGGGGUGGUAUGUUGUUUGCGAGUAUAUGCCCGCUGGCAAUGUGGUUGGGGCGCAUGAUUCUUAUUUUAAGAAGAAUGUUUUGCCUCAGGUGAGGGAUAGGACUUCGUCUACUUCUACGUCGUCGUCUUCGACGACGACUAGCGCGGCUGGGACGUCUCCGUCGGAGAAUGCGGCUACUUCUACUACUGUUAGGAGUCAGAAUCAACCGACUGGUGGAGGGAUCAGGUAUGGACUUGACUCGAAGCUGGGGAUGAUGCUUGUUGCCUUGGGGACUCUGGGGAUUGGAAUGGGGCUUUAUACAUGA
Penicillium arizonense is the source of this 945-nucleotide messenger RNA. Its product is annotated as putative extracellular SCP domain protein Pry1. The transcript has 2 exons. Bases 1 to 945 code for a protein of 314 amino acids. The record is from RefSeq and is a predicted model, not a curated record. Lineage: Eukaryota; Fungi; Ascomycota; Eurotiomycetes; Eurotiales; Aspergillaceae. Gene Ontology annotation, cellular component: extracellular region.